UGCUUCCAUACUAAAUCCCUUUGAAUAUAGAAAUCUAAAUUCUCAUUUAAAGUUCCCGGUGUACUGAACACAGUUGAAUGUAUGCAUCAUUUAGGGAAAAUGUGCUUUAAAUGUGACAAAAAGGAUUUGUGUGGAUGCAGAAGUCAUCCGCGCGUGGCCCCCGCGCGUUCAUCGGGUCUUUUGGUGAUUCUGUUUUUUCUAAAGCAAAGGUUAAAGUGGGGGGGUCAGAGGCUGGGUCACGGCGGGGCUGUCCGGCCUCGGGUAUUGUUCCAUGUGGGCUCGGUGGGUGGACGCUCCGUCCUGCUGCCUGUUGUUCGGCCGCUCGGCCAAUGGGAGCCCGGCUGGCGCUCAGCCCCGGUCCAAUGAGAGCGGCGGGGUUCGGGCUCGCACCGAGGGUUGGGUUGUUCAAUCUGCGAGGAGGACAACAAGCCGCAGCGCCGAGCGCACCGGAUAGAUGGAUGCUGGCGACGGGAGCCGCUCCCCCGCGACCGGAUCACCCCGAUGAAGUGAUCGAUUCCGCGAAGGCCCGCCGCAGAAGCGCUCCGGUCGGCCGUUCCCCGCGAGUUUCCCGGCUGAAGGUGGCCAUGGCUGGUGGAGCGAGCCGUCCCUGCUGAUCUCAGAGCUGCAGGUGGCGCUCCAUCCCAAACCUCGUCGAGGCCGCCACUUUUCCAAAUGAGUUGCUGCUCGGCUGCAGGACGCGGGUCCCGCCGCUGAGGCCACAUGUGCAUCUGGAGAGAUGGAUCGCUGUAAGCACGUGGGACGCCUGCGUCUGGGUCAGGACCAUUCCAUCCUCAAUCCGCAGAAAUGGCGCUGUGUGGAAUGCAGCACGACAGACUCGGUGUGGGCCUGCCUGAAGUGCUCCCACGUGGCCUGCGGCCGCUUCAUGGAGGAGCACUCGCUCAAACAUUUCCAGGAGUCGCAGCACCCGCUGGCCAUGGAGGUGCGGGAGCUGGACGUCUUCUGCUUUGCCUGUGGAGACUAUGUUCUCAAUGACAAUGCAGAGGGGGACCUCAAACUCCUCCGGGGGGCGCUCUCCACGGUUCGGGUCCCGGGCCGGCGCUCGCUGCGCUCCUCAACCGGCGGGGACUGCACCCCCUGGGUCGGGGAAGGCGGGCCGCAGCCGGCCAUGCAGCUGGCCGUGCGCCACAGGAGGAAGGCGCUUCUGGGGAAAAUGCUUCAGACGUGGAUCGGCAAACACCAGGAGGUGCAGAGUCGGCGCAGAGAGAAACUGGAGGAGGCCAGGAGACAAAAGAAGGAGGUGAAACGAAGGCUGAUGGAAGAACUCGGUAGUGCUCCUCCCAGAAAGAGUGCCAGGCUUCUAACUCAGGGGCCGCGGUCCACCGUCACACUCAUUCCUCGCAAGUUUCGCGACCCCCCAGAACGUCUACCUCCUCCUCCUCCUCCUCCUAAGAAGCCUUCGCUCCUCGCCGUGUCCCGCAAGGCUCCUCGGAACGGCAGAGCAGCUAAACUGAGGAGGUAUUACUCCACGCACGCGGCGAGCCGGCGGAGAAUCGCUCCAGGCGUCACCGGCCUGCGGAACCUGGGCAACACGUGCUACAUGAACUCGAUAUUGCAGGUGCUGAGCCACCUGCAGAAAUUCAGGGAGUGCUUUCUCACUUUGGACCUGUGUGAGACCGAGGAGCUGCUGGCCAAGACCAACCACUCCCCGCCGGUGACGGGGGCUGUUGUCGGCGGCGGGAACGCACUGCUGUCGGAACGCCCUCUAGGAGCCACGGAUAAGACGGGUUGCUGGAAUGUUCCAAUAGGGCAAAAGGAGAGCGCCCCGCCUCCCUCCAAGUCGGCGGAGUUGGUCCAACCCAAGGAGCCGCGCUGCUCCGCCCGCCAGAAGAUGUCUCUGUGCCACGAGUUGCAUACACUUUUCAGGGUCAUGUGGUCCGGGCGGUGGUCCCUGGUGUCUCCCUUCGCCAUGCUGCACUCGGUGUGGAACCUCAUCCCGGCGUUCCGGGGCUACGACCAGCAGGACGCCCAGGAGUUCCUGUGCGAGCUGCUGGACAAGGUGCAGCAGGAGCUGGACACGGAGGGGUCCAAGCGCCGCAUCGUCAUCCCCAUCACCAAGAGAAAGCUGUCAAAGCAGGUGCUCAAAGUCCUCAACACCAUCUUUCACGGGCAGCUACUGAGCCAGGUGACUUGUCUGUCCUGUAAGCACAAGUCCAACACGGUGGAGCCGUUCUGGGAUCUGUCCUUGGAGUUCCCGGAGCGCUACCACAGCGCAGACAAAGGCUCCGCCUCCACGGCCUUCCACCGCAGCUGCACCCUCACAGAGAUGCUGUCCAAGUUCACGGAGAUGGAGGCUCUGGAGGGACGCAUCUACGCCUGCAACCACUGCAACAGAAGAAGAAGGAAAUCCUCCCACAAACCCUUAGUUCUGUCAGAAGCCUGUAAGCAGCUUCUGAUCUACCGUUUACCUCAGGUUCUACGGCUGCACCUUAAACGCUUUCGAUGGUCUGGGCGGAACCACAGGGAGAAAAUCGGCGUCCAUGUGGCCUUUGACCAGGUUCUGAAGAUCCAACCGUACUGCUGCACAGACUCGGGUCACUCUGUCCACAGGGGGGGCUACGUCUACGACCUGUCUGCUGUGGUCAUGCAUCACGGCAAAGGCUUCGGCUCAGGGCACUACACCGCAUACUGCUUCAACACCGAGGGGGGGUUCUGGGUCCACUGCAACGACUCGGAGAUGAGGGUCUGCAGCGUGGAGGAAGUGUGCAACACUCAGGCCUACAUCCUCUUCUACACACAGAGGUCUGCCUAGGUGCCUCUGGCUGCCACGGCAACCUGAGGGCUGCGUUUUCCGCUGCAAAACGUUCGGUUCUCAGAAGCCACCAGUCAGGAACUUUCCAGCAGCAGAAGCCACAACGGUUCCAGCUGUUUCUCAUCUUUAUUUGUGAAGCAGAUGCUGAAAGGCUUUUCAGAAACGAGGCCUCUGGUCUCAGGUGUUCGGCCUGAAGACGGCGGGGGCGGGUUCUGCCCCGCACGGCCGAACCCGGCGCUCCCCGUCAAGAAGCUGUUCCUGACACGGCUCCAAACGUCAGAGAGGUACUGGACUCUAAUCUCUAAACUCAGAUCUGAAUGAUGAUGCCACCUGAUUGGCUCUUUCCACUCUGGAGAAGCGUCACGAGUGGAGGCGGUUCCUCCUCUUCCUCGUGUCGUUGACUGUAUCUGAGAACUGGACCGGGUGAGCGCGACCCUUAGAAAACAACUCCGACCACAUGAAGUCGCUUCAGUCGCGGAUGGCGCCAUGUUGGAGCCAGAUGUCAUCGGUAAGCCCCGACGGGUCUAAGCUGGUCUCAUUGGCUCAUUGUUUCUACGGCAACCCCUCUGGCCAAUCAGGAGGGAGCUUGUUGGAAUUCCACACCCCUACCACUUGAAAGACCACCUACUUUUACUGCUGAGGCGUCUGAUUAUAACUUGCUCUGCGGCAAAAUAUCAGGAAAAAAGAAUUAGCAAAAGAAAAUCAAGAAUGGUUAUUCCAACCAAUAGAAUGUGGAUUUCUCCAUAGAAGUCUAUGGGAUCCUGUUUGGUGGGAGGGGUCCCUCAGUCCAGUUCUCACGUACAGUCGACGGUUCUUUGCUCAGAUGUUCUGCUGUGACUGGAUACUGUGUCUUCUGCUCCAGACUCCUGGAACCGAAGAGCUUCUGGGUCUUUUUGUGGUUUUUCUUCUCUUGGUUUCCUGUGAAAAGGUUGGAGGUUCAGACACACUGGUGUUGAAAAAAAGCUGCACUUUGGUGGAGGAGCUGCCGCUCCGGUCCUGCUGUUACGUUCAGCUCACGCGUUUCAUUCAAAUGGCAGCUCCUCCUGUGGUUAAGCGUCCAGACCGCUCUGAGCAGGGAUCAGACGCCUGCAGAAGAUGAAGAGUGAAAGAGCAGAAGCCGAUCCUGAAGAAUGUUGUUUUCUUCUUCUUCUACUUUUUUUUUUUUACCUUUAGUCGAGCACCCAAAAGCAAUAUAUUGUGGAUUUUUCAUUUGACAGGAAAUGGAGAUAAAAUCAGGAAUUCUUCUGCUUAUUCUGAUGUUUUUUCUACUCUGCUGUUUCUAUCGAGGUCUUUAGAAUUUGCUAGCUGAUCAAAAAACCGUCGUGUUUGAUACGAGUCAAAUGCAAACGGCAUUUGUGAACUCUGUGAAAGUUGGAACAAUCUAAUGACGAUGAAUGUCUCACUUUAUGGAGGUCAUUUGUGGCCUUGCCACUGGCUCUGUUCCCUUUGAUUUGUGUCUUGUACUGUAAGAAUACAUGUCAUAAAUGUAUUGUUCGUACGGGUUUUGCCUGGCGAUUAAUAAUAAAAACAACAAAUAUCCACA
Molecule: messenger RNA, 4313 nt
Organism: Oryzias latipes (Japanese medaka)
Lineage: Eukaryota; Metazoa; Chordata; Actinopteri; Beloniformes; Adrianichthyidae
Gene: usp49
Product: ubiquitin specific peptidase 49
Biological process (GO): protein deubiquitination
Molecular function (GO): zinc ion binding; cysteine-type deubiquitinase activity
Source: RefSeq, a predicted model, not a curated record